GGCAGCAGCCACCCGAUGUCUUCGGCGCCCGAGAAGCAGCAGCCACCGCACGGCGGCGGCGUCGGCGGCGGCGGGGGAGGCGGCGCGGCCAUGGAUCCCGCGGCGUCCGGCCCGUCCAAGGCCAAGAAGACGAACGCCGGCGUUCGGCGGCCCGAGAAGCCGCCCUACUCGUACAUCGCACUCAUCGUCAUGGCCAUCCAGAGCUCGCCCAGCAAGCGCCUGACGCUCAGCGAGAUCUACCAGUUCCUGCAGGCGCGCUUCCCCUUCUUCCGCGGCGCCUACCAGGGCUGGAAGAACUCCGUGCGCCACAACCUCUCGCUCAACGAGUGCUUCAUCAAGCUGCCCAAGGGCCUCGGGCGGCCGGGCAAGGGCCACUACUGGACCAUCGACCCGGCCAGCGAGUUCAUGUUCGAGGAGGGCUCCUUUCGGCGGCGGCCGCGCGGCUUCCGAAGGAAGUGCCAGGCGCUGAAGCCCAUGUACAGCAUGAUGAACGGGCUCGGCUUCAACCACCUCCCGGACACCUACGGCUUCCAGAGCUCAGCCGGCGGCCUCUCGUGCCCGCCCAACAGCCUGGCGCUCGAGGGCGGCCUGGGCAUGAUGAACGGCCACUUGCCGGGCAACGUGGACGGCAUGGCUUUGCCCAGCCACUCGGUGCCCCACCUGCCCGCCAACGGCGGCCACUCGUACAUGGGCAGCUGCGGCGGCGCGGCGGCCGGCGAGUACCCGCACCACGACAGCUCGGUGCCGGCGUCCCCGCUGCUGCCCGCGGCCGCCGGUGGGGUCAUGGAGCCGCACGCCGUCUACUCGGGCUCCCCGGCCGCCUGGCCGCCCUCGGCCUCCGCGGCGCUCAACAGCGGCGCCUCCUACAUCAAGCAGCAGCCCCUGUCCCCCUGCAACCCCGCGGCUAACCCCCUGUCCGGCAGCCUCUCCACGCACUCCCUGGACCAGCCGUAUCUGCACCAGAACAGUCACAACGCCCCAGCUGAGCUGCAAGGCAUCCCGCGGUAUCACUCGCAGUCGCCCAGCAUGUGUGACCGAAAGGAGUUCGUCUUCUCUUUCAACACCAUGGCGUCCUCGUCCAUGCACUCGGCCGGCGGCGGCUCCUACUACCACCAGCAGGUCACCUACCAAGACAUCAAGCCGUGCGUGAUGUGA
Messenger RNA from Diceros bicornis minor, 1155 nucleotides. RefSeq names its product forkhead box F1 (gene FOXF1). NCBI's taxonomy places the organism in Eukaryota, Metazoa, Chordata, Mammalia, Perissodactyla, Rhinocerotidae. The record is from RefSeq and is a predicted model, not a curated record. Bases 16 to 1155 code for a protein of 379 amino acids. Gene Ontology annotation, cellular component: nucleus. Gene Ontology annotation, biological process: animal organ morphogenesis; regulation of transcription by RNA polymerase II. The transcript has 2 exons. Gene Ontology annotation, molecular function: RNA polymerase II cis-regulatory region sequence-specific DNA binding; DNA-binding transcription factor activity, RNA polymerase II-specific.